Ipomoea nil (Japanese morning glory) is the source of this 1656-nucleotide messenger RNA. RefSeq names its product mitochondrial thiamine pyrophosphate carrier-like. Gene Ontology annotation, biological process: thiamine pyrophosphate transmembrane transport. Gene Ontology annotation, molecular function: thiamine transmembrane transporter activity. Gene Ontology annotation, cellular component: mitochondrial inner membrane. Lineage: Eukaryota; Viridiplantae; Streptophyta; Magnoliopsida; Solanales; Convolvulaceae. The transcript has 8 exons. Bases 346 to 1377 code for a protein of 343 amino acids. The record is from RefSeq and is a predicted model, not a curated record.
GUCCUUACCGACUCAGAAACACGCCCCUAAUCAUCCGCUCUUCCAAUCGCCCCCCCUCCCCCGCGCAUUCUUCUUCCCUCCCACCGCCAUCUCCCCCAUAGCCGGCAGCUCUCCUUUGAUGUAACAGCGUUCCCGAACUGUCCCGCUUGUCUUCUCUCAGAGGGAGAGAUUGCGCGUAAUUCGUGCCAGGGUUAGUUUUGUUGUUUUAGAUGAUUUUCCCGGCAUUUUUUGGUGUAAAUUGACGGGAAAUGGCGAAGGGAGUGAGGUUGGGGGUUGGGGGAUGUUCGUGCACAACUGCACAGGGCGUUAGCUCUCGUUCUGUUUGUGCGAUCAAGGGAGAUUUUAAUGCGAGGGUGGUUUUGGAACCGAGAUGCAGGCAGGUUAAGUCCAAAACAGGAUAUGGAAGAGGCGGGGCAGCUUAGAAGGGCAAUUAACGAUGCCACGGCAGGUGCAAUUUCCGGUGGCAUAUCGAGGACCGUGACAUCGCCGCUCGAUGUGAUUAAGAUCAGAUUCCAGGUUCAAUUGGAACCUACUUCUAGAUGGGCCUUGCUUGCCAGGGAUGUAUAUCAACCUUCUAAGUACACUGGGAUGCUGCAAGCAUCUAGGGACAUAUUCAGAGAGGAAGGCUUACCGGGCUAUUGGCGGGGUAACGUUCCAGCACUUUUGAUGGUGAUGCCAUAUACUGCCAUACAAUUUACUGUGUUGCACAAGUUGAAAACCCUUGUUUCUGGAUCUUCAAAAUCAGAAGACCACAUGAACUUGAGCCCAUUAGUUUCAUUUACCAGCGGAGCAUUAGCAGGCUGUGCAGCUACCGUUGGAUCAUAUCCAUUUGACCUGCUAAGAACAUUAUUAGCUUCACAAGGGGAGCCAAAGGUUUACCCAAACAUGAGGUCUGCAUUUGUUGAUAUACUUAGAAGUCGUGGGAUUCGAGGCCUGUAUUCUGGAUUGAGUCCUACGCUCGUCGAAAUCAUUCCUUAUGCUGGUUUGCAGUUUGGAACUUAUGAUGCAUUCAAGCGCUGGACAGUGGAUUGGAACCGUUUUAGGUCAUUAGACAUGAGCCAAGGUGAUUUUGCUCCUUCAAGCCUCCAGCUCUUUUUCUGUGGUUUAGCUGCUGGAACAACUGCUAAAGCUGUUUGUCAUCCCCUUGAUGUAGUGAAAAAGAGGUUUCAGAUUGAAGGACUAAAGAGGCAUCCAAGAUAUGGCGCUCAAGUUGAGCAUAAUGCAUACAGAAAUAUGAAUGAUGCUCUCCAUCGCAUUUUACUCCAUGAGGGAUGGGCUGGGCUUUAUAAAGGCAUAGUUCCAUCAAUUGUUAAAGCUGCUCCUGCUGGUGCUGUAACAUUUGUUGCCUACGAAUUUACAUCAGAUUGGUUAGAAUAGAUUGAGAUGAACCUAACUUGUUUAUUUUCAAUUUUUCCUCGUGUGCUGGGGUAAGCAAGUUGGAUUUUGUCAUUCUUUCAACUUGAUUUAUACACAAGGGUCCCCGGCGAUAGGAAGGAAAUAAAGGGGAUGGGGGACACUGCUCAUAUAUAUUUUUUUGAUCCCACGAGGGCAUAAUUUUAUAGUUAUAGGAAGUUUAGUAGCAGGAUUUGUUGUUCACACAGCAGAAUGCUGUUAUUCAUCUUAUUCAUAGAUAUAAAAUGGUUCCAUAUUGCAAUA